UCCAGCGGACCUUAAACGUCACACGGGGCGGUGCUGCGUUCACUGCCCCCUCCCCCCAAACCACGAGGCUCUGGUGUUGACAGGCCAAUCACCGCCCACAGGCAGCUAGCGUUCAACCCGGCUUCACCAGUCCACCACCGGACAAAGCUUCGUCUCUCCGUCUGUAAUAUCUGCUCAUUCUCACAGAUAACAACACCACUCAAAAGCAGAGACGGUCGUUAGAACAGCUACCGUCUUUAUUUCAAAGCUUUUAAUUCGGGUCACAAAUGUGUCUCACAAAGGAUUAGCCGCCGUGCGGGAAUUCCGCCCUCGCGGAGCUGACCGGAUAGACUCCGCCUUCGUCUUCAUUUGUCAACAAAGGGGUUUGACAAGCUCGGAGAAGCCCUGCCUCCAUGUUCCCAUAAAAGGAUGAUUUGGCCAUACACGGCCAACAAUCAAGCCGUGGGUAACCGUUUUCCCUUCCCUAUCCCGUUCAUAUGGUGCGUUGAGUUCCUCCGUCGCCGUUAAAGCGGAGCUAUCAUGGCGGAGCGCGUACAGCAGCCCCCAGCCAAGCGGCUCUGCUGUAGACCGGGAUACAAUGCAACAUGUAGGCAAGGCCAGCGGGCCGCGUGGGCGCCGUGUGGCGGCUCGGCAGCCACCCAGGGCGAAUCGAGCAAAACCCAGAGCCCGGAGUCUCUCCUGGACAUCGCGGCGAGGAAAGUCGCGGAGAAGUGGCCGUUUCAAAGGGUAGAGGAGCGUUUCGAGCGGAUCCCGGAGCCCGUUCAGAGACGGAUCGUGUAUUGGUCUUUCCCGAGGAGCGAGCGUGAGAUCUGUAUGUACUCGUCGUUCAACACAGGCGGAGAGGAGAUCGGGAGUAGUGGGGAGAGCAGCGACGACACGCGGCUGCCAUUCCGACGGGGCAUCGGUCUGUUGGAGAGCGGCUGCGUGGACAACGUACUGCAAGUCGGGUUUCACCUGAGCGGCACAGUAAGGGAACCUGCCACAUCCUCAGAGCCUGAGCUGGUCUGCAACGUGAGCGUCAGCUUCGACCGUUGCAAAAUCACAGCAGUAACAUGCAGCUGCGGCAACAAGGACAUCUUCUACUGCGCCCACGUCGUGGCUCUCUCGCUGUACCGAGUACGGAAGCCCGAGCAGGUCAAACUGCGCCUGCCCAUCUCAGAGACUCUUUUCCAAAUGAACAGAGAUCAGCUGCAGAAGUUUGUUCAGUAUCUGAUCACAGUGCAUCACACAGAGGUGCUACCAACGGCACAGAAACUGGCAGAUGAAAUACUGUCACAGAACUCUGAGAUCAACCAGGUUCACGGAGCACCGGAUCCGACGGCAGGGGCCAGCGUGGACGAUGAGAACUGUUGGCACCUGGACGAGGAGCAAGUUCAGGAACAGGUGAAGCUCUUUCUCUCCCAGGGCGGGUACCAUGGCUCGGGAAAGCAGCUCAACUUACUGUUCAGCAAGGUGAGAGAGAUGCUGAAGAUGAGGGACUCCAACGGAGCUCGCAUGUUAACGCUGAUCACAGAGCAGUUCAUGGGCGACCCCAGACUGGUGCUGUGGAGGCAACAGGGAACCACCAUGACUGACAAGUACAGGCAGCUGUGGGAUGAACUAGGGGCUCUGUGGAUGUGCAUUGUGUUGAACCCCCACUGUAAACCCGAGCAGAAGGGUUUCUGGCUUCGACAGCUUCGCAGGUGGAACAGCGUGGACGUCUGCCCCUUGGAGGAUGGUAACCAUGGCAGCGAGCUGACCAAUCUGACCAACGCUCUGCCCCAGGGCCCUCCCGGCAACCCAGACUCACUGACUCGGCCUCACCGGACCGUGUUCACGCGAGCGAUCGAGGCCUGUGAUCUGCACUGGCAGGACCCCCACCUGCAGCACAUCAUCACCGAGGACCACUACACCAACUACUGUUACCAUGACAACCUGGACAGCUCCCUCUUUGACGCCCGAGGAUGGCCCCUGUGGCAUGAGCACGUCCCCACCGCCUGCGCCCGAGUAGACGCCCUGAGAUCACACGGUUAUCCCAAGGAAGCACUCAGGCUGGCCAUCGCCAUAGUCAACACACUGAGGAGGCAACAGCAGAAACAGCUGGAGUUCUUCCGCACUCAUAAAAAAGAGCUGCUCCAUAAAGGCAUAACAUCAGUCACCAACCUGGAGGGUUGGGUGGGCCACCCUCUCGACCCCAUCGGCACACUGUUCAGCACCCUGAUGGAGACGGGGCGGGGCAGCGAAGAUGGAGCGACGGUCCUGCUGGACUUCUCAGGCUCACUGGGUUCAGGUAGGAGGAUGGAGCAUCCUGUUUUCCCAGCGCAGCGUUUCCUGGAGGAAGGAGAGUCGUUCGUGUCACUGGCUGUGGAGACGGCUUUGAUAGGUUUGGGGCAGCAGAGGGUGAUGCCGGACGGCCUUUACGCCCAAGAGAAAGUGUGUCGCAACGAAGAGCAGCUACUGGCCAAGCUCCAAGAAGUUGAUUUAGACGACUCGUUGGUGAAGAUCUUCCGGAAGCAAGCAGUUAUCCUGCUAGAGGCUGGUCCUUACAGUGGUCUGGGAGAAUUACUCUACAGAGAAAGCGUCCCCAUGCACACUUUUGCCAAGUAUCUCUUCACCUCGCUGCUACCUCAUGACGCUGAACUGGCGUACAAAAUUGCACUGAGGGCCAUGAGGUUGCCGGUCCUGGAGUCCACGGCCCCCUCCGGUGACUUGUCCCGGCCUCACCAUAUAGUGUCGGUGGUGCCCAAUCGUUACCCUCGCUGGUUCACUCUCAGCCACAUAGAGACCCAACAGUGUGAACUGGCCUCCACCAUGCUCACUGCUGCUAAAGGUGAUGCUCGUAAGUUACAAACAGUGUUAGAGUCCAUCCAGAAGAACAUCCACUCCUCAUCCCACAUCUUCAAACUGGCCCAGGAUGCCUUCAAAAUCGCCACUCUCAUGGACAGCCUGCCAGACAUCACACUGCUCAAAGUCUCCCUGGAGCUGGGCCUUCAGGUAAUGAGAAUGACCCUGUCUACCUUGAACUGGCGGAGGAGGGAGAUGGUACGGUGGCUCGUCACUUGUGCUACUGAAGUUGGUGUGUUUGCACUGGACAGCAUCAUGCAGAGCUGGUUCACUCUCUUCACCCCUACCGAAGCCACCAGCGUUGUGGCUAGCACAGUCAUGUCCAACAGCACCAUCGUCCGCCUCCAUUUGGACUGCCAUCAGCAGGAGAACCUGGCCAACUCCGCCCGCACCCUGGCCCUGCAGUGUGCCAUGAAGGACCCCCAAAACUGUGCCCUGUCAGCCCUGACACUCUGCGAGAAGGACCACAUUGCCUUCGAGACAGCUUAUCAGAUUGUACUGGAUGCAGCUGCCACAGGAAUGAACUACACACAGCUCUUUACAAUAGCACGCUACAUGGAGCACCGUGGUUAUCCUAUGAGGGCGUACAAACUAGCAACGUUAGCCAUGACUCACCUGAACCUCAGCUACAACCAAGACACACACCCGGCCAUCAACGACGUGCUCUGGGCAUGUGCGCUCAGCCACUCGCUGGGAAAAAACGAACUGGCAGCUGUCAUCCCCCUGGUGGUGAAGAGUGUGAAGUGCGCCACCGUGUUGUCGGACAUUUUGCGGCGGUGCACGUUAACAACGCCGGGUAUGGUGGCGCUGCACAGUCGCAGGAACUCUGGGAAGCUGAUGUCUCUGGACAAGGCUCCACUUAGGCAGCUACUGGACGCUACGAUCGGGGCCUACAUCAACACGACACACUCUCGGCUGACACACAUCAGCCCACGCCACUACAGCGAGUUUAUUGAGUUUCUUAGUAAAGCCAGAGAGACAUUUCUCAUGGCGCAUGACGGACACAUCCAGUUCACACAGUUCAUAGACAACCUGAAACAAAUAUACAAGGGCAAGAAGAAACUCAUGAUGCUUGUUCGAGAGAGAUUUGGUUGAAAGAGCAUCAAAAGACCAAAUCACCCUUUUUUUUUUUUUUUACUUGAGUCUCCUUUUUUAUCCUUUCUAACUUGAAGUGAAAAUCCACUUAAACAACAUUCACACGAAUCUUAUUCCUAUGAAUUGGGACUGCUGAGUCUAAUGUGAUAAAGAACUGAAGGGACAUAAUUAUAUGCACAUCACAUGAAAGUGUGAUGCUAUUUAACAAAAAGCAGCAUUGAUGAGAAAAAAAAAAGUCAUGUCUGCACACUGACUUGAAGCCACAGAAUGAACUAAAAAAGAUGUUUCGAUCCCACUCAGAUCUUCGUCAGGUCACAAUGCUUAAAUAUAUGAUAACACAUAAAACUUUAUAUCAUAUGUCAUAAAAGUCUCUAAGAAAUUAACAGUGCAAGAUUGUUAAUCUCUAAGAGGAGAAGUUCAAAGGCAGUACACAAAAAACCAUUCACAAUACAUCAAAUGCAAUUCUUAAAAUGCUGUAGACAAAAGCAUCUUGAAAUGGAUAUUAGGUUUGGAUGGUAUCUAUUUCUUCAUACCUUACCUUCCCAUCAUUUUAUAUGUAUAUGGUAUAUGACCAUAUUUGUUAAAUAUUAUUAAUAAUAAUAGUAAUACAUUCAUUUCAAAAGGAGAAGUCCUGCUGGGAUUCAGUGCUUCUGACCUAUAUCGUGUUGUAGCACUGUGGAUAUAAUUAAAUCAUUUCUACCUCCAAAUAAUUCUUGUUUUGGCCACUUCAUCAAUAAAUAAAUGUUUCACGUUACUGUAUUGCAGAAUGUUGUAUUCAGUGCCGAGCACAUGAAAUGAAAGUAGACUAUGUAAAUAAGAAUAUUUGGUUAAAGGUAGUUUGACUAGGAUCAACACUUGAAUACAUUUUGUGACUUGAAGUCAGUGUGCAGGCUUUUUCUUCCAUCUAAUGUAUUGGUAAAUAGCAAAUUCGUGAAGGCAGAAAAUGAGCCUUUUUCCUAUUCAGCAUUAGCACAGACAGAUGCUCAGUUGAUUUUAGUGUUGGAGUGCUAAUUGGACAGUCUAAGAUGGUAGGAAAUAUGAUGUGAAAUAUGUUUUAGGGUAAAAUUUCUCCCAAAAUUAACACAACAACAAAAAAAAGAAAAGACUAUAAACCAUAAAAGCAACACCUGGUAUUGAUGUGUAUAAAACCAUUCAGUUUGCAGAAGCAGAGAACUGUCAAUUCAUGGAAGUUUGUGUGUUUCCCUUUAUAUGUAUGAAAGCGGGAGAGUAAGUUUUACACUGAGUAUAUACUGUAUUGUCCAGUGGCAAAAUGUCCACCUUGCACUCCUCUUACUUCCCUCAGCUAACGUUCACAGCCUCAAAGAGAAAACAAAUGGCUUUAAACCAAAUGGAGCAACUCCAUGUGAAGUUACGAGUACCUCUUAUUAAGGAUCCAGCUUUACUCUUCCCCCCCCUUCACCCGCCCACCCCUCGCCCAUCUGCUCGACGGAGUGAAACUCCAAAUCCACCAUCAGAAUUCAUUUACUGGGUCGAUAUUUGUUUCUGCCGUCUUCAGGCUGGUUGUUUUGGCUUUGCAGUGUUGUCUCAAACGUUCAGUAUGCUUAUUUUACGGACACAUUUGUCAUGGAAACACAACAACAAACUGUCACAGUGCUUGCUCUUGUGGAAACUUGGCAACUGUCAACAUACAUUCUCAGGGAUUUCUCUAAAGAAAAAAAAGAAAGCAGACAAAAGUGAACAAAAGCAUUUUAUUGUCUUGUAUAUAUGAAAGUAUAUGUCUGAAUAUUGAAAAAAAAAUGUAUAUGUUAACUAAUUUAUGACAGAAUAUUCUAUGUAAGGCACAAUACUUGAAGCUGCAGUACUUUCUGUUUUUGAAACAAGAAAAAAAAAAAACAUAUCAGAAGGACUUCAAAACGUUCGCCUUGCAUUGCAUCAGGGGCCAGUUCAAACAGUAGUACAUACAAAGUACAUGCUGGCAUGUUUGGCUCUGCAGACAUGUAAUGAACUGCAGAAACUGGCCACUUACUCUAUAAGACAGGAAAUGGACUUGCAAAGAGUGUAUUCUCCUGAACACAGAAGUGUAUUGAGGAUCGCAGAAGUCAGAGAAAGAGAGGACUGUGGAGGCAGAGCAGCGCCGGCAUUCAGCUGCCAACUGCUGCGACGUACCAGUGGACAGAAAUCUGCCCUCAUGCCUCCUUCUGCAGUGAUUCCAUCACAAAAUGAAGCUGUUUUACGCCAUGCCUCCUCUGCUAACAUCUCGACUCUGUGCAGGACAGAAAGUUGGGUAAGGCUUUAUUUUCAAGUUCUGUGUUUUUCAUCUAAUUUCCUGGAAACAUUCCUCAAAAUUUCCUAAAGAUUAGUUGAUAUUUAGCUGUAAAUUACAAGAAUCUUUCCAAGAAAAGCCAACACGAUUUGAUAUUCUUCAUUUACGCUUCAUUUUCUGGGUGACUAAUUGGUAUACCUCCGAAUGCUAAGCUAACCCAACCUUUUUAUUCAGAGGACAGCAGCUGAGCACAACAUGGAAAAUGUAAAACGUGCCUGCAAACAAACAUACAAUUCAGCAUAAAUGAAGAAAUGAAAUGAUAUAAAUAAAGUUUCUGUGAGCUUUCUAAAUUAUGAGGGAGGUUUCCAGGAAAUUAGAUAAAAAUACAGAAGCCGUUAAAUAGAGACAGAAAGUUGCUCUAUACUGUAGGUUGUGACUGUUCCACUUUUCUUUACACUUUGUGUUUUUUUUUUUCUCCUCCUCUUCAGUUGUUUUCAUUUCUCUCUAGAAUUCCUCACACAAGAACAGCCUUCUUUCUUGCCUUGUCUUAAUGCUUUAAAAUAACCAAAUGGGAGUUCUAACCACCAAACCUUUUUUCAUACACCAACCGACUUUGGUUACAACUUGUUCGUGUCUUUUCAUUUGUAGCUGAACUGGUUCUGUGUUCUGUGCUUUAAAAGCUCAUUUCAUCUGUUUUUCAGUGUCGUCCCUUAGAGGUCUGUUGGUAGCUCCUUUGUUUAGAAGCGGAAUAUACUCCCUUUUAUUUAUUACGUUAGGUAAAUGAUUGUACAACCAUGUCAACAUGCUCAUGAAGUUGAAACUAAGAUUUGAUACACUGAUCGAUUUAUUUAUGUAACUAAAUCACUGUUUUAUAAACUUGUUAAUGAAUCAACAUUUUGUUUUGAUUAAAUUAGUUUUUUGACAGCA
Messenger RNA from Lates calcarifer (barramundi perch), 7069 nucleotides. RefSeq names its product zinc finger, SWIM-type containing 6 (gene zswim6). The record is from RefSeq and is a predicted model, not a curated record. The coding region runs from base 520 to 3918 and encodes 1132 amino acids. Gene Ontology annotation, molecular function: zinc ion binding. Gene Ontology annotation, cellular component: Cul2-RING ubiquitin ligase complex. The transcript has 14 exons. Lineage: Eukaryota; Metazoa; Chordata; Actinopteri; Centropomidae.